AGAGGGGAAGCUCGUUACCCUUUUUUUUGUGAAGUAUUUAUCCUGCGUAGUCCCUCAGUCUGCACUGGAUCUGGCUGCUGAAGGACAAAAGUGGGAGUUAAGGAAAUCAGUCUUAGUUAUAAACGGUAAUUAAGGUACAAAUAGAGAUUCUAGAGAAAACUGAUUACAAAAGCAAACAGCCGCCAUUCCAAACUCAGAAGAGAAGGAGGAGAUAGUUCAAGCGUGAAACUGGUCAUGCAGCCAGUGUGAGCUUUCUCUUGAAAUUGAAUGGUUCCUGCGAUGGCAGUUUUGGCAGGUGUCAAGCCUGGCUCUGGAAAAGGGCAUAGUGAAAGAAUGCUGUCCUGGACAGUUUUCCUGUUGACGUUGGCUGCUUGCACCUCAUGUUUUCUUUCAGCUUUGUCUCUGUACCAACUGAUGGACCUCAGAGCUGAGAUAGAACAACUUCAAUCAGACGUCUCUUAUGGGAGAGAAGAGGGACAAGACACCAGACACAGAGGUCAGAUGGAGAAUACAAAUAGCAUCAAAGAUUUUGUUCACCACCCUGAGUCGCCACAUGCCUUCAUCCAAACAAGGCGAAGGAGAAUGGUGUCUGGAGCAGAAGCGUCAAUUUCUCAGCCUUUCCUGCAGUUGUUGGCAAACGAUAGCAGAAAAAACUACGUGAAAGAAAUUUCCUCAGACGCAUACACAGGCAUCCCUUGGCAGCUUGGGUUAAAGAGAGGCUCAGCACUGGAGGCCGAUGGAGACCGCAUUUUAGUCCGAGAGGAGGGCUUCUACUAUGUGUACAGUCAGGUCUUCUACAGGGACAACACCUUUGCAAUGGGUCAUGUAGUGUUCCGGUGGAAGAGAAACGUUGUGGGAAAUGAGCCCCCGUCUGUGUCUCUGUUCCGCUGCAUCCAGAACAUGAACCCCGUCCAAUCGUUCAACACCUGCUACACAGGAGGUAUUGUGAAGCUGGAAGCUGGGGACUACCUGGAGCUUCUGAUCCCCCGUGCCACAGCAGACGUGUCCCUGAGUGGAGAUUCCACCUUUCUGGGUGCUGUCAAGCUGGCUUAAAGUGCGCCACCUCACACUGGACCAAAGGGAAGACACUGAGGUCAAUAAGUCCCAGAGAUGGAGGAAAGGCAGCAACAUACCGCAGUUCUUGGUAACCUUGCCUGAUUUGGUGUUGUGACAGAAACACAGGAAGCAGCCAUUUCAUCACUGGCUGAGUGACAGACUGUGUGACUUCUAGCUUGUUGAGCCUGAGCUGACAGAAAAGGGACAAAGGGUUUAGGGCACCGCCUUUCCUCUUUAUUAUGUUCAAUCCUUAUAUUCAUCUGUUCCAUACAUAUAUACAUUGUACGAAACUGUUAGUAUGCAAGUAUGCUUUCUUCAAAUAGUCACACACGGCAAGGUCCAGAUAUUAAUUACAUAAUCUUUCAUUCAGCAGCAACUGUACAACUAAAAUGGUUCUUCUUAUAUGCUUUAUUAUUCCAGAUAACAAGAUAAGCAAGCAAGCAUAUGCCUCAGUUGUUAUGAAUAUUCAGAUGCAAUAAAGUGAUCAUUCUUAAACAAGA
Messenger RNA from Archocentrus centrarchus (flier cichlid), 1556 nucleotides. It is a transcript of the gene tnfsf13b, whose product is annotated as TNF superfamily member 13b. The record is from RefSeq and is a predicted model, not a curated record. Bases 268 to 1053 code for a protein of 261 amino acids. Gene Ontology annotation, biological process: positive regulation of B cell proliferation; immune response. The transcript has 6 exons. Gene Ontology annotation, cellular component: membrane. Lineage: Eukaryota; Metazoa; Chordata; Actinopteri; Cichliformes; Cichlidae. Gene Ontology annotation, molecular function: receptor ligand activity; tumor necrosis factor receptor binding.